Humulus lupulus (European hop) is the source of this 1000-nucleotide messenger RNA. RefSeq names its product mediator of RNA polymerase II transcription subunit 20a-like. Lineage: Eukaryota; Viridiplantae; Streptophyta; Magnoliopsida; Rosales; Cannabaceae. The transcript has 5 exons. The coding region runs from base 132 to 800 and encodes 222 amino acids. The record is from RefSeq and is a predicted model, not a curated record. Gene Ontology annotation, molecular function: transcription coactivator activity. Gene Ontology annotation, cellular component: mediator complex. Gene Ontology annotation, biological process: regulation of transcription by RNA polymerase II.
CUAUCUUGAUAUUGCUUUUGUCGUAUGGGCGUCUCUCUUUUACUUCGUCGUUUCAGUACCUUAACCCCUGCAAUUCUGGGUUUGCUGCCUGGUAGUUACUGCAAACUCUUAGCGCCAUUGACCACACGAAGAUGCCUAUCAAAUGGGUUUUGCACUGGCAACCCGAUGUAGGGACAACAGCGAGUGGUCAAAUAGUGAAUGAAGUAACACAAUGUGUCGAGAGCAUGAAUGGCGUCAAAGAUGGCAGGUGGAAAGCCACUCUCACUUUUUACAAGCCUAUGCUUCGAGACCAGGCUUUACUUCCCGAGUUCCCUCGAGAUUUUAUGGGGAUUUCGCUGCCGGAGCAACCCAACAAGUACUAUUUCAUAAUUCGUGGGCAGCGUUUAGUUCUCGAGGCCGAUUCUACUAUUCAGACAAUAAUGGAUAAAUUGCAGUCAUACAAAUCGAGGGUCUCUCUUAAUUUUGAGGGGAAUCAGUACCAACUUGGAGACUUCCAAUUGAGGGUGGGGAAAGUUUCACCUGCUCAUUCUGAAACUUUGAGAGGAAUAGUGAUGGAGCUGGAGUACCUCCCAAUCUCUUCAAUUGAAAAAGCCAGGCAGAUGAUGGACGGUUUCCUCGGUCUAUGGCAGGAAGCUGUGUCAAAAAGAUCACUACCAGGCCAAUUCAUGCAUAUAGAACCAAAUUUCACCGAGUUUGGGCUCGGAGACUAUUAUACCUCGCAACAUACAGCCGUCCAAUAUGCCAUUGUUGUAGCUCAAGUAAUAGCAACAGUACAAGCAGGACAAGCGGUGAGAAAUUAGGAAAUGCUUUUUUUCAAAGAAAUGAAACCCGUUUUAUAUAUUAGAAACUGUCUUUUGGCAUGAUAUAUGUUUUAUUUCAAUGAAGUAAACAUUCCACACCAGGUUUAUUGUAUAUGCUAAUUUUGGAGGGAAGAAACUAAGGGACUAAUCGUUUACCAAUAUCCUCUAUGCCUCAAAUGAUUAAUGCUGAACUUUCCCUU